Messenger RNA from Capsaspora owczarzaki ATCC 30864, 837 nucleotides. RefSeq lists its product as hypothetical. NCBI's taxonomy places the organism in Eukaryota, Filasterea, Ministeriida, Capsasporidae. The coding region runs from base 4 to 738 and encodes 244 amino acids. The record is from RefSeq and is a predicted model, not a curated record. The transcript has 2 exons.
AGGAUGGAGUUCAUGUCACAAAUGUUUCGCCCUCCUGUGGAGCGCAUUGACGUUAUCUCGUCUGCGUUCGGCAAAAUUGAGGAUGUGUCACCAUAUGACAUGAUCCAAGCACUUGCCGUUCUGUCCAACACCAUUACAAAUUCAUCAACGAAGAUCACAGCGUAUCUCCGCAAGUUUAUCUCUCUGUACCGGGAGAAGAUUUCGACCGCGAGGCCGGAAUUUGCCGAGAUGUAUGCAGCGGUUGAGGCUGACGAGGAAGCCAGCGAACUUUGGGGCUCUUUCCAGUUGGCGAUCAACUACCAGCAGAUUGCUGAUGCACUCCGGAAGCUGACUGGACUGCCGAACUCGGAGCCCCAAGAGUGGCGUGAAUUCCGAAAGGCGAUUCUUGCCGCCGCGUCCUCGCCCAAUGCACCCUCUCCGCCGCCAGCCGAAACGGGCGUUCGCGUCAAGGCUCCUCUUCGCACCAAAAUGCUUCGGCAUGUUGAAGCCGUUCUCAAGGAGAUCAUCAUUGAGCUGAACGACUUUGACGGCUGGUCAAAAGAAGCUGCUCGCCUUGAGCGGUUUGUGAUCGCUCAAAAAGCAAUGCGCAUAGCGAUCUCCGUGAUGACCUUCAUGGCUGAGACCAAUCACGAUAUCAGGCCGCUCCUAGCCGGCGUGUAUGGUGUGCAAGACACUGCUGGUAGUCUCGCCCAGCUCAAGUCGGCUGUUGUGCCCGCGAUUGUUGAUGCUACAGAGUGAUUGAUUGUUUAAUGUCGGUCGACAGAGGAUUUGCAACAUCCUAAAGCAGUGCCUCAAGCAAAUACAGCAAUCUUUGUUUUGUUCCAAAAAAAGGGGGGG